Messenger RNA from Aspergillus melleus, 312 nucleotides. RefSeq lists its product as uncharacterized. NCBI's taxonomy places the organism in Eukaryota, Fungi, Ascomycota, Eurotiomycetes, Eurotiales, Aspergillaceae. The record is from RefSeq and is a predicted model, not a curated record. The transcript has a single exon. The coding region runs from base 1 to 312 and encodes 103 amino acids.
AUGACGUUGGCUGUCAGCGAAGGCAGCGCAAUUUCUGCAAUUGACUUACUUCAAUUUUCCCUACGGAGUACGGUGUAUGUAGCCGAAUUUAUUCUCAGUCAUCAUCAGGCUACCGGCAAAGAUAUAAAAAGAAUGUCACUGCAAACCCUUCUCCCCAACCCAGGGAACCGCCACAAAGUCUGUGGCAGUGAACAGGGACGGACAGCCGCUGUUGGCCCAGUGAUGGCCGGUGGAGACUGCGACGGUCCAUGGAGCAACGCAACUCUAACCACGGGUGGGUUUGGCACGGCUUUGUUUCAGGAGAAUUUGUGA